Aspergillus pseudotamarii is the source of this 2608-nucleotide messenger RNA. Its product is annotated as PH domain protein. The record is from RefSeq and is a predicted model, not a curated record. Bases 583 to 2193 code for a protein of 536 amino acids. Lineage: Eukaryota; Fungi; Ascomycota; Eurotiomycetes; Eurotiales; Aspergillaceae. The transcript is spliced from 6 exons.
GAUUAGUUACGUGUGAUACAUUUUUCUGCGAAUUGAUUCUUUUUUCUCAAGCCUGUAUGCCCAUACUCUAGACAUUCUAAAGAGUACUAUCAUGGCAAAAAGAGACGAGGACAUCAAGAGUUCUGAUCAAAUCAAUUGGGUCAACAAAGGUAAUUAGAAUUUCUGGGAACCAAAAAAUUCCCAUGAUGUGACUUGUGUACCUGGGGACGAGCAUCCCACCGGUGAUGUGGACUAGAUUGUGAGUAGCUUGAGCUGAGGGGUAAAAAACGCUAAGGAAGCGGUCGGUGACUUCAUCUUUGGCGACCGUCGAUCUUUUUUCUUCCACCUACUAAUAAGUCCUUCACAUCCUCCCUCCUAUCCCAUUUUCUCCUUUCCUUUUCUUUUUCUCUCCACGGGAUUAGUAUCCUAGCGAUCCGAACCCGGUCUCUUUCCAGUUGGGUUUUCUAGACUUGCCUCGACUAAAUUCAUUGGCGGUUCCGGCUCCUCCACAGCGACAGCUACUUCCAUUAUUUAUCCUGCUGCUGAAUAGUUCUGUCACACAACUGCUGCAGAUAUCGCGCAUCGCACAUUCACCCCACAACCAUGUCUACCCCAACCAGUCCCGUGGACCAGAAGCUCCCUCAUCGGUCGUCGACCCUCACGAGUUCCAUUGCUCCGGACCGCCGAGCCUCUAUGAGUGAUGAUGAGGCCAUCCCGGACUCUGAUAGCAGCGAGACCACAAGUCUGCUCAACGAGCGUUUGCGCGCUUUGAAGCAUAUGUGUGGCUAUCUGGAGGACUAUGUCACUGUGACUUCGAAGGUACAGAAGUCGCAUUCGAAGGACUAUGAGAAAGUCCUCAAGACCGUCAGUGAGCCGCUGAGGGAAGGUCAUCACUUUUCCCAAAACACUGGCGGCGUGGCUUCCAUGUUUGAGAACAUCCGCGCUAAUACUCAGGGAAUGGUGAAUAUGUACCUCGAGACGGAGAAGAACUUGAAGGGAACCGUGUCUCCAACCUUGGAGCGUCUUCAUAAGGAAAUCAAGGCCAAGUCGAAGGAGCUUGCCAGUGGUGCUUCCAAGAGCGCAAAGGCUGUGGACAAGGCCCGAGCUGUCACCCAGAAGCAUAUUGAGCUCCUUGCCCAACAAACCGCAUCUAUGGAUGCUGCCGCAGGAAACAAACUUGAACAAUACCAUGACCCUUACAUCUUGCGCCGGGGUGUCAACCAUCGUCUCAACAAGCAAAUCAUCGAGGAGAACAACAACCGCAAGGAUAUCAUUGCUGUACAGAAUAACUUCCAGCAGUUCGAGGCCCAUGUUCUGCAGACCGUUCAGGGGGCCAUGGAGCAAUUCGUCCAGAUCGUCUCUGGCCAGCUCGAGCAUCAGGGCACUAUGUAUCAGGAUAUGCUGGGUUCCGCUCAGAAGAUCCCCCCUGAUUUCGAGUGGGUCAACUUCAUCACGAAGAAUGAUGAUGUCCUGAUCAACCCGGAUGCACCCCCGAGGACCCUCUCCAACAUCACUUUCCCCAACAUGGAUCAUCGUGCAACCAAGGCACUGAUCGAAGGGUCCUUGGAACGCAAGUCCCGUGCCAUGCUUAAGGGCUAUAGCUCUGGCUACUACGUUGUCACCCCUGCGCGGUACCUCCAUGAGUUCAAGGAUGACGACGACUUCCGCCGCGAUCCGGCUCCAGAGUUGUCCCUAUACCUUCCCGACUGCGUCAUUGGCGCGAUCGACGGCGUCAAGUUUAGCGUGAAAGGCAAGGAUGUCUCGGGCAGCAAAGUCGGCAACGCCUUCCACACCACCACUGAACUGAACUUCAAAGCACACACUGCCAACGACGCCGAAAAAUGGUGGACCGUCAUUAAGGAUUGCACCCGUGGCCCGGUGCAUACCGCUGCCGCUGUUGCCGCCGCCCCCACAUCCUCCCAGCCUGCAAGCCCUGCCGUCGCCAAUCCCCCGGCUUACAGUGAGAAGGCAAAUGAGGCAACGAGCCCCGCCCAGGCCACGAGCCCCGCUGAGGCUACGGCUCCCCAAAGCGCAACUCAGGCCACAGCCCCUGAGAGCGCAACUCAGGCCGCGCAACCUGCACAGCCUGCUGCAAGCGAGGCAACUGCUCAAUCCCCUGUCUCCCCCCCUGCAGUGUCUCGAACCGCUAGCACGGCCAGUGGACACUUCCAUACUGCUCCGGGCGGAACCGCCACUACCGGCGACAAAGCAUAAGUCAGCCCAUUACUUUUCUAUAUCUAACUUGGAUAAUUUGCCUAUAACGGUUACUAUAAUAUCUUUCCUUCUUGAAAGCAGAGAUUUAGCGAUAUACUUUCUUUUCAGAACGCUAUUGUUCUCGUCUAACCUAUUAUCCACUUAAGCAAAUUGCUAUAGGUUUGGUACCUAAAUUCCUUUCUUGUUGUAAAAAUUUUAAUUAGUUCAUAAUAAUCAAUUGGUCGAACAAUGCUUGCUGGGUCCGCUAAGUUGAGUAGUCCUCAGUACACAAUUUCUGCUCUGUCCAAACACAUAAUCGAACACGGCCUUCAUAAAUCACGAGGUUGAAUGACAAGACGCUUCGAGACGGGAGUAUCGAUCAAAAAUGGAAUCAUAGGCUAAAAAAAAAAAAAAAAAAAAAAAAAAAAAAAAAAAA